CUCAUGUGAUGAUUCGAGAAGGGAAAGAGUAACCCACACGACUACCUCGAGUCCUACCGACUUGGAAGACAGAUGACGAGUGGUAGGCACGAUGAACUACAUGUCUUCCAUUGUCAUCUCCUUUGCGUUGCCACUACUUCUCUUGUUCGCCCGAGAUGGGUCCUUUUUCAGCUUCAGGAAUUACAUGGUCCAGUCCCAGGCUCCCAAGGUCUCGCAUUAUAUCGACACGCUGUACAAACCGCCAUGUCUGCACUCUGCUGUUGUCGACGUCGUGGACGUGGCGUUGACCAAGAUUCUGGCCGAUUGCACGCACAGGAACCUGUGCCCCUACCCGUCCUACCCCCCCUUCAUCUCUCCGACUUAUACCACAGGUGCCUCGCCGCCGACAUCUGUGUCCAUGUCCUGCCAUGAACCUUCAGAGGACGAACCGGAUCGCAGAGCUGAACUAAGACGCAUCAUGCACAAGAGGAUUCAACAAGAACUCAGCGGCGAGCACGCACCUCCAGGACUGAGCGGUAAACGGCCUCCAGCAAACGCGAUACCGGCAGAGUUUCCGGGCCACGGCCCUCGCGACACUCUCGAGUUCUCCAUAGCCGAAGCAUCGUCGGCUGUUGGGCUGGUUCACUCUGAUCCUGGCGAGGUUCAGCGUGGCGGCAGCCGCAGUGACAGUAAGGCACCGGUGCGGCGACGAGGCAGCUAUCCGCAGGUAUCACCCAAGAGCAGCGUAAAACACUGGGUGAGAAGAUUGGUUUUUCGCCUACGAGCUGCUUCAUCGGCGGUCCCUCCAUCGCACGACAUGCCUCCUGUAAACCAACUUACUCCUCCCGGGGCUGCGUCCCCUCAAGGAUGGCAUCUCUCUGCCGAUGGAAGCCAGGUCAACCGAGUUGCCGCUGUCGAUGUUCCUCUCGAAACCGCCCACUCCGAUAAGGCGCAAGAUGAUAUAUCGCUCCUAAGAAGUUGGUUAACCACCCAAGAACUCGCGUAUCCUGACAGACGCCCUGGUGAUACCGUCUCACAUCAGACCGCGCCCUUCGCUAAGCGAAAUGACCAGCCUGCCCUGGAGUCUGAAGCCCUCAGGCUUCCCAUAAUUCCAUCACCGUCCUGUCUUUCGACACCAAGACAGUUAACUGAGGUCCGGCAAUCCGAGUCGGGUCCUGAGACCGCGCAUACCGUUGCAUCGCGCCUCGAAAUGCCCUCUGAUUUGCCAAGUCUCCCGGUGAGCGGAGAUGAGGCGGAUAGAACACUGGCGACUGGAACCGGCAGGCGGGCCAUUCAGCUUGAGCGGGAAUCCCGGGAGUCCCAGGCGAAGACGAUGUCUGAGAAGAGAGGGAAUAGCCCAGCGAGCAGUAUUUCUGCUCAUCUCAAGGUCGGGAAAUGGAGAAGAGGGCGAACGAGCGACUCCCACGCGUCAAAUACCACCCCGGAAAGUCCAAGCUUGGCUGACCGCCGCAGUCAAACUGUCGACUCUCGCUCCAAGUCUUCGGUCCCUCAUACAUCGAACUGGCGGACAGGUAAACUGACCGCACGUACGAGACAGCAAAACCCCAAGUUCCCGGCGGAUGGUUAUGAUUCGUACCACGGACGGAGGACGAUCAAGACAUACACGUUACCUCCGGAGUCAUGGUCCAAAUGGCCGUCCUACAACAGAGCGGAGCGGACAGCCUCAGCAGGACUCAAGGACAGAGUGAAACCCAGAGACUUCGCAGUGACUGGGUCAUCCGGAGACGGCCGCCUCUUCUGGGUCACGGACAGAAACUUGGCUGAAAGCGAACCGAUCAGAUAUUCCUUCUCCAGCCGACUCAUCCAAGGCGUGAAGACUGGCUUUGGAAAUCUGCUAGGGUCAAAGACGCCAUCUGCGAGUCAAGUGAAGAUCCCGGCAAAGAUCAAACGAAGGCAUCGCAGUAGUGGCCAGCUGGAAUAUCCAGAGCUCGAGAUCCUCCCAACAGAAGGCGGGUAUAAAGAACUCAGGGCUCUCGGGCGAGCCAUCGAGUCGAUGAAGAACGGCCCGCCCCUCGAGAGAGUUGAUCCGUUAGACAUCGCGAGAGACGCCGAAGCCAGGACAUGUUGGACGCAACCUCGCGAAAUACUGCCUGUGCCGCCGAGGCCUGGCAUGACGGAGGAGAAUCGACGAAACGAAGCUAUCAACAUGCUUCGUCCCACCACCGACAAAAGAAAGGACGGACCAGCCACUCUAGCCUAUUCGGUGACCCGUCACUACAGGGAGUCCAUGAUGUCGCGCGAUACGCCUGUAUCGACUGAACAUUUUGAGACACCGCCCAGCCGCGUAUCACCGACCCCGUCUCCCCGUUCCCGGUCGGCUGUCUCUUGA
Sodiomyces alkalinus F11 is the source of this 2329-nucleotide messenger RNA. RefSeq lists its product as hypothetical. The record is from RefSeq and is a predicted model, not a curated record. The transcript has 5 exons. NCBI's taxonomy places the organism in Eukaryota, Fungi, Ascomycota, Sordariomycetes, Glomerellales, Plectosphaerellaceae. The coding region runs from base 92 to 2329 and encodes 745 amino acids.